AUGAUUAACAUAGAUGGAUCCGAUUCAAGAAGCUUAUUCGGUUCAGAGCUAUAUGCAAUCUUGCAGAAUAUCACGCUGGUUUUGAGAAAAGCAAUUUCAUCAUCACAAUUCCCAAAAUCACCGCCUUUCUGGUUCACUACCACGAUGAGGAGGCAACAACAAAGCAGCUGCCGAUCGGGAAUGACGCGGCAGCAGCUGGUGCGGGUUGACUUGGACGGUGACGGUGAGAGGCGAGCAGACCAGCCGGGCGUGGAAGAGGUUUUGGUAACCAAACCACCAACCACCACCGCUGGGACGUCACCUCCACAAGCUGCGGCGGAAAUUUCCAUCGAAUUUCUCCCAACAGGCGAUCAGGAUGUCGAGGACAAGGACGAGCAGCAACUGUUUCCGGCCAUCAUCGUUCCGCCAGCCACCAUGCCGCCACCAUCCGAAGUCAAAGAAGAAAAAAGAUAUUGUAUCGCCCCUACCGUUGUCUCUAAUAAGGAGACGGCGGAGCAAUGCGGUGAGGUGGCGAAGAUCGCGCCGCCAGAGGAGAACGAGCGGGCGUGUGCACGGGUAAACAAGGCUGUCGAAUCGGGUCUGAAAUGGGAAAGGACUUCCAAAGCACCUGAAUCUGUAACCAGUGAUUCAAUAGAGAAGAAUGACAAGGCUAAUUGGAAAUACAGGAAGAAGAAGAAGGCACGUCCCAAAAAUGGCUCUUGUUUUGGGAAACCCAAGGAUCGUGCGAAGACUUCCUGUGUGGAAGACGACAAAAGCAAGAUGGCGGCGUUGAUGAUUGCUGAUGGUGACGCCGCAACAAAUAGAGUGGCGCAUUCGCUGGCCGCCUUUACAGCCGAGACCCAGACAACCCAAACUCCAGUGCCCAUCAACCCAGAGAUUCAUUCGAUGAGGGCGAAUCUCAGCGUCGGGAGUAAUCGACAAAGCGAGGCAGAGGCAACAUCGGGUUUCCAUCUUGACCAUCCGACGAUCGAGGACUGCCUCAGGUGA
This is a messenger RNA of Linum trigynum, 987 nucleotides long. The record is from the annotation of a GenBank genome assembly. Lineage: Eukaryota; Viridiplantae; Streptophyta; Magnoliopsida; Malpighiales; Linaceae.